AUGCUUGCCGUUCAUCGCCCUUCCUCCGCCGUAUCAGACGGAGACACCGUCCAGAUCCCAACGAUGGUUCAAAAACGUUUCCCUUCACUCUCACGCGACACAACCGCCGCUCGUUUCCACACGCACGAGGUUGGUCCUAACCAGUGUUGCUCCGCCGUGAUACAAGAGAUCUCCGCACCUAUCUCCACCGUAUGGUCCGUCGUCAGACGCUUUGACAACCCUCAAGCUUACAAACACUUCCUCAAGAGCUGCAGCGUCAUCGACGGAGACGGUGGGAACGUUGGUAGCUUACGUCAAGUCCACGUCGUCUCUGGCCUCCCCGCCGCGAGCUCCACCGAGCGUCUUGAUAUUCUAGACGACGAGCAACAUGUCAUUAGUUUCAGCGUUGUUGGUGGAGACCAUAGGCUCUCUAACUACAGAUCCGUCACGACUCUUCACUCUUCUCCGGUCUCCGGGACGGUGGUUGUUGAGUCUUACGUCGUUGAUGUGCCUCCAGGGAACACGAAGGAAGAGACAUGCGACUUUGUUGACGUUAUAGUACGAUGCAAUCUCCAGUCUCUUGCUAAGAUAGCUGAGACGGCGGAAGGGAACAAGAAGAUGUCCAUGUGAUGUGUUUUGUUUGUUGUCUGAAUAGUUUCGCUAUGAUCCGACGUCGUUUCUUGAUUUUUUUAGCCGUCGUGUGAUCUAUGUUUUUACCGGCUUAUUGUGUGAAAAAAGAAAAUACAUUAGUGAAUUAAUCUCUCAUGCAGCAUAAUCUCUCUACUUUCUUUUUGUAUUUUAUCUCCAUAAAGAACUGAUUCGGAUAAGCCCUAUUCCGGCUUUCACCACCCAAAGAUAAUAAUAACUAAUAAUAGGAUAAAUAAACUGCAUCAUCCGUUUAUUUUUUUUUAUUUCAAGUUAUCAUAUUGUUUUUUUUUGGGUCAAAAGUUAACAUAUUGUUUUUACUUUAAUACUUUACAAGGGAAACGUUAAUCUUGGGCGUGAUAUACAAUGUAUGUAUGUGUUUCAAAAAAAAAUAUACAAUGUAUGUCUUCUUUUUUUUAUGGUUUAAAUUUUCAAUUGUUUCUCCAACUUUUUACUUAAUUAUUGUUCCAUAGUGAUUAAAAAGGAAUUGAUAUUUAAGCUUUC
Eruca vesicaria subsp. sativa (arugula) is the source of this 1128-nucleotide messenger RNA. NCBI's taxonomy places the organism in Eukaryota, Viridiplantae, Streptophyta, Magnoliopsida, Brassicales, Brassicaceae. The record is from the annotation of a GenBank genome assembly.